Lactuca sativa (garden lettuce) is the source of this 756-nucleotide messenger RNA. The record is from RefSeq and is a predicted model, not a curated record. Lineage: Eukaryota; Viridiplantae; Streptophyta; Magnoliopsida; Asterales; Asteraceae.
AUGCAUGGAUGUGGGCACGAUGCUCACACAACCAUGCUCGUUGGUGCUGCAAAGUUACUUAAUCAGAGAAAAGAAAAUCUAAAGAGAACUGUUCGAUUGAUUUUCCAACCUGCUGAAGAAGGAGGUGCGGGUGCAUCACAUAUGAUAAAAGAAGGUGCUUUAGGUGAUUCAGAGGGCAUAUUUGGAAUGCAUGUCGAUUAUACAAUUCCCACAGGAACCAUUGCCACCCUUUCAGGACCUAUGUUAGCUGAUGUAUGCUUCUUUAAAGCUAAGAUAGAAGGUAAAGGUGGUCAUGCUGCUGAACCUCACAACAGUGUGGACCCUAUACUUGCUGCAUCAUCAAUAGUGCUAUCAGUUACUUAUGUUAGGGGUGGAAGUGCAUCGAAUGUUAUUCCACCAUAUGUUGAAUUAGGGGGAACACUCAGGAGUCUCACUACUAAAGGUUUGCAACACCUUCAACAACGGGUGAAGGAGGUGAUUGAAAAACAGGCAGCUGUUCAUAUAUGCAAUGGUACAGUUGAUAUGAUGGAGGAUGAAUACCCUCUACAUCCAGCUACCAUUAAUGAUGAGAGCUUGAAGAAGCAUGUGGACAUGGUGGGAUCAAUGUUGCUUGGUUCACAGGGAGUGAACACUACAAGAAACACAAGCUAUACCGACGUCACUUAUCCAGACGACACGUGUCGUCUGCAAAACACAAGCUAUACCGACGACACGUCGUCGGUAAAACAUGUUCCAACUUUGACCAUAUAUGUUUGA